Molecule: messenger RNA, 537 nt
Organism: Entamoeba invadens IP1
Lineage: Eukaryota; Evosea; Mastigamoebida; Endamoebidae
Exons: 1
Coding region: 1-537 (178 amino acids)
Source: RefSeq, a predicted model, not a curated record
AUGUAUAAAGUCCAACAAUACGAAGAGAACGACAACUUUAAGUAUACUCCACAACAGACGGAACGAAUGGAAACACAAGAGGCUAUUGUCGAUUUUUUAAAGAAAUUUUAUCAAAUCAUAGUGCCAGUCAUCAGCGCAGUCAUGGCUGUUGUUAAACUUGGAUUUGCUCUUCGACUGAGUCUUGUAAUAAUGUCUAAGUCGUGGUUUUGGGUUAAGAGAGACUGGCAAAUCAAGUUGGGCCCACAACUUAAUCCAUACCAUUUGGUCCUCCUCGACUUGUUGUCAUGCGGAUUCUUCUGUGUCAUCCCAAUCUACGUCUUUAUUAUUAAGAAAGCAAUCGAUCAAUCGUUUUUGCUGAAAAACAUUUUGGCGUGCGUCAUUCUCUUUGUUGUCUUGUUAUUCUUCACGUACUUCAUUGGGGCAUUUUGGCUCAUCGGAAUCAAUAUUGUGCUUUACACCGCUUUCUUCUGGUGCGAUUAUGUACUCAAAAACGUGUAUAACGUCUCCAUCAAACUCAACAAGGCUUACUCUGUCUGA